GGAGGCUCGUGGAUGUGGACCGGAGCUCGUGCCGCUGUGCUGAGCUGCGUGAAAAUACGGUAAACCUGUCGCUAGCUUCAAGCUACGCGAGGUUUAGCAGGUCGUACGCGACAGAAUAUAGAUUUAAACGAGUAUCGAGAGGACCCAAAACUUGAACGACAUUGUAUAAGCUCGAGUGUGUAAAAAUACGAAAGGUUCAUAGUUUGGACGCAGGCUAAGUGAGCCGUCGGCAAGACCCCACCACCCCAAAGAUUGAAACGGAGAUUAAAACCAUCAUCUAAUCUAUUAAAGAGGAUAACCAAUGUCACACACACCAAUCCUCUAAAGCAGCGACGCCAAUGAUCUGACAGGUGGAGUUUAUUUCCAUUCUCUCCAGCACACCCACUGGAAGGCCCCAACAUUGGCUGAGUGCGUGGAUACUCUGUGUUUGAGUGUGCGUAUGGUCAGCUGAAAGACGAGAUAACUCCACAUUGUCAGAGAAGAAAGUGCAAGCAUGUCUCAAGGCACUCCCUUGAGGCCGCGUCCCCCUGAGAUCCUUAUGUAAUGCCUCCUCAUCUGCUAAUAGACGGCAGCUGGGCCUGAUACACUCACACGUACACAUUUAAGGAAGUCUCUGAAGUGUCCCAAGGAAGAAGUUGAACUCUUGUCCAUUGUUUUCUCUUUGACCUCAUCCUCCCUCAAUCUUCACAUUCUCACCUGUGAAUCCCAGGAUUCCUCUGAGCUCCAAAGUCUUCUUUUCGGAAUCGCUCCACUGACCUGGAUCGGUUCCCAGGCGUUUUGAGGUGUGUGCAAGCUUAGCGCUGCUCUUUCACCUGUUUUUUGUCUCUGUGCAAGCUCCAUCAAGAGAGGUGUUUUAGCUGGAGCAUUCCUCUCAUUUCAUGCACCUUGUCUCAAAAAGCGAAAAUUUGAUCUAAUCAGCCAUGCAGGUGUAAGCCUGUUUACUUUGGAAGAUACUGGCCUGUCCUUCGAAACUAACCUGUGGAUCAGCAAUGCUUCGACUCAGGAGAGAGACACUUGAGGUUCCAUUUUUUAAGGUGCAGUGUAGCGCACGUGUUGGUUGAAAUGAAGGAAAGACAUUUUUAUAUUUUCUGAGUGUGGAUGGUGGGGGCAAAUUGUUAAUGGUUGAUUCCUUCGUUGUCGUUGCUCCCUUCAAAACUGGACUACACCAAAACUGAGAAAAAUCCUCCUGUCCCUCUUUUUGUCUUUUGCUGUUUCAUUUUUUUUAUAUCUGUUUUGGUCUUUUUCAACUCCCAGUUCACAGCAGAAAAACUCCAGGACAUUAAUUGAUUACAGUGCUGCUUAUCAAAACAUCAAACUCAAAUAUAUAUUUAAAAUAUUAGUUAUCAUUCAAAAAAAGAAAAAAAGCUAAUUCAUACACAUUGCUCUCCUCUACCUCUUAUUUUAUACAGUAUACAGUAACCUCAUAUUUUAUACAGUAACAUAUUUUUAAAGCACCACUAAAGAACUGGUUGAACCCAAUUUUUUUUUUCACAGCAGUUCCCAUAUUCAAGUCCUUUUUUGUGGCACUUUUUAAAGUUUAUCCUAAACCUUUAGAAAUAAUUUUUUUUUAUAUAUAUAUAAUUGUUUUAAAUGACCCAAAAAUAGAUUUUGAGCAAUUUCUGUUAAAUUUUGUUAAAUGCUUUAAUAAUUUACAAGCCAGAGUGUUUUAAAUAUCAGAAACUUUUUUAAUCAUUUUCAAUUUUGAGAAUUUGUUUUUGUGUUUUUGCAACAAUGCUCAUCUUGUGGCCUUUUUGUAUAACGCUGAAAGGGCAACGACUUCUCACCUAGUCUUUCUUUGCAUUUGUGCUGUCUUGACAACACAAACACACUCACAAACGGAUCAUUUUCCGGGGCACGCUGCCAUCCUGCCCCCUGGGUGAUGCCGAGCGGCAGCAUGAGUGGGGGCGUGUCUGGACCCACUUCCUCACCCCACCCCACUGUUCCAUCCAGACCUCUCCGGCCUAGUCGCUACGUGCCAGUCUCUGCGGCAACGGCCUUCUUGGUCGGAUCAACCACCCUCUUCUUCUGCUUCACGUGCCCUUGGCUUUCAGAGCAGUUUUCCGUCACUGUGCCAAUAUACAAUGGCAUUAUGUUUCUGUUUGUUCUGGCCAACUUCUGUAUGGCCACCUUUAUGGAUCCUGGCAUCUUCCCUAGAGCUGAGGAAGAUGAGGAUAAAGAGGAUGAUUUCCGAGCUCCUCUUUACAAGACUGUGGAGAUUCGAGGCAUUCAAGUGCGGAUGAAGUGGUGCUCCACCUGCCGUUUCUACAGACCCCCGCGUUGCUCACACUGCUCCGUGUGCGACAACUGUGUGGAGGAUUUUGAUCAUCACUGUCCAUGGGUCAACAACUGUAUCGGCCGGAGGAAUUACCGUUACUUCUUCCUGUUCCUGCUCUCUUUGACGGCUCACAUAAUGGGCGUGUUUGGCUUCGGCCUGCUUUUCAUUCUCUACCACACCCAGCAGCUCGACAGCGUGCAUUCGGCUGUCACUAUGGCUGUCAUGUGUGUCGCUGGGCUUUUCUUCAUCCCAGUGGCAGGUCUCACUGGUUUCCAUGUCGUUCUGGUGGCAAGAGGCAGGACCACCAAUGAGCAGGUAACGGGGAAGUUCAGGGGAGGUGUGAACCCCUUCACAAACGGCUGCUUGAGGAACGUAUCACACGUUCUGUGCAGAUCACAGGCACCCAGGUAUCUGGGCAGAAAGAGGAAGGCUCAGACAGUGUCUGUUCAGCCUCCUUUCCUCCGACCGCAGCUUACGGAGGCUCAACUGGCAGCCAAGGUGCUCGACAAUGGGAUCCAAGGAGACCUUCACCGGUCUAAGAGCAGUUUGAUGGAGAGUCAGUCUGCUGACGCCGAGCCUCCACCUCCACCUCCACCUAAACCAGAGCUCAGAUACCCUGGGCUGUCACGAGGACCUGCCGGACACUCUGAGGAGAGUAGUCUGUUGAAUAAAGCCCCGCCCACCCCCACCAUGUUCAAGUACAGGCCCACAUACAGCAGCCCGGGCAAGAACCACACUGCCCUCACACAUGCCUAUGCCAACCAGAUGAGUCGCGGGGACAGUCUUAAAGAGUCCUCUUCCUUUCUCCUCCAGUCCAGUCAGCAGCCAGGCUAUCGCUCUGAGCCCAGUCUGGAUGGGCGCGAGGGGGGUGGAGGAGCAGAGCGAAGCGGGCCAGAGCGAACCGCUGGGGGUCCUGGAGGACCUCCAGGCUCAGGGAUCACAGGAUACUCCCUAGGAGGGCGUUCAUAUCCCUCCUUCUCUGAUCCCACAGUUCUCGCCGGAGGGGCCUCGCGGUCCUCCAGUGUUCGCUCUUCCCACAAUGCCCCGCCAUCCGAAGCCACCACCUCCACCAGCUACAAAAGCUUAGCCAAUCAGACGCCACCGCCGGCUCCUCGGAACGGCAGUCUAUCGUACAAUAGUCUGCUCACGCCGUCCGAAAGCCCAGAUUUUGAGUCGGCAGCGCCUGAGAUGUCAGCAGGCCCACUGCGCAUGCCUGUAGUGGGAUACAGUUCGCCUUUCCUGUCGGCACAGAUCGCCCAGCAGCGGGAGGCGGUGCUCCACCAGCCGUCUGCCUCCAGCGCCACCCUCCUCGCCUCCCCGCAGCACGCCGGCUAUCUACGUGGCUCCACCUCCUCUCCGCCCGCUCCACCUGAACGCGAGCGGGAACGCCUGCUGCACGACUCUCAGCAUCACCACCAUCACCACCAUCAUCACCACCACCAUCACCAUCGGCCUCCCCGCUUCUCUCGACCCCCCCUGCUCUCUGACUCGGGCCCGCCUCAGCCCUCAUAUCCGUACCGCACGCGCUCCACUGACACGCCCCUGCCGCCCACCACUCACCCUCCACGCUCGCCGCACCCCCCGCCGCUGGGGAAGUCUCUGUCUUACUCUAGCGCUGCCGCUGCUGAGAUGCAGUACCGCCUGGUCCGCAAAGCCUCUGCAUCGGUCGGGGGAGGGGGCAUACAGGCGCCAAAGGACGAGAUUCAGAUGAAGUCGUAUAAUCGGACAAACGGGCAGCCCAAACCAUCUUCCACCCCCUCGUCCCCCUCUCAUCCUGUCAGCGUGUCCACUCGCCCAGGUCAGGCAUAUUCCAGUGCUGGCUCUUCUCAGAGCCCCGCCCACAAGCCUGGAGGCGGGGUGAAGAAGGUGACGGGUGUCGGAGGGACCACUUACGAGAUAUCAGUGUGAGAGACACGCUGGUUUGACCCGUGUUGUCAAGAAUUGAGCCAUGGACUCAUUUUCCUCACUGACACAGCAGAGAAAAUCCUGUUUUGCGGACAUUUAUUGGUGCCUACAGGAAAGAUCUGAAAACUUCUGACCUCUGCUGUUAUUUUUUGAAAAGGAAAUAAUGCUGACCAGCAGGUUUUGGUUAGAUAUGACAUAGAGGAGGAGGAGGAGCAGGGGGUCAUUCGAGUCGUGACAGUGGGACUUCAGGACUCCUCACCAGUAAGGAGCUGGAGCGCAUAAUCAGUGUGACGGCAAAGGACCGGAUUGCCUUGAAAACAUUUCAGUACAUAACAACAAAAAAAGAUUUUUAUCCAACAUAAAUGUGUAAAUUGUUCUGUAUAGAGAAAAAAAGAUCAGUUUGUUUUUUUGUUUGUUUUUUUUAAUCACCGAGUGGAAGUAGAUUUUUACAAAAGGGGACCUGUGGCAUUCAGCAGCCAUUUCAGACCACUGUGUUUGGCAUGCGACAAUGUUGCGUCUGUAUCCAAUCAGCACCAGGGAAGCAAAACAGUAGAAAAGAUAAGGAAAUGGACUAAUGCGUUAUUUAAAUUACUGCAGCCUUUUCAAGUGCAAGUAGUGUUUUCUGAGCAAUGGCCUUGGAAAUUCAAGAAAGUUUUUAUUUAAUUUAUAAAGUGUUUGUUUAUAUGACUUUAUAAAUGGCUAUUGAUAAGAUCAAAAUGUUUUUUUUGUUUUUUUUUCUACAAAGGCUGAUAUUUGUUCUCUAUGGAUUUUAUCUAAUCAAAUCGAGGGAUAAAGAGCUGAUGGCCGCUCUAGCUAGAAAGAGAUCAGCUGGUAAUCAGAGGGUUAAUCGUAGCAUAAAAAUGCAUUUGAUAUGGUGGAGCCCAAUCUGUGAGGCAGAUUUCAAAUUUUAUCCUGUAUACACUGAUUUGCUGCCUCUUAGAUCUGAUUUAUUUUUUCAUUUUGUUUUUUUAUGUUAAUAUGUGAAAGCCAAAUCUCAUUGGUAAGCUUCCUGCUCACGAUGCCACAGAACGGUGGGGAACCAUAUCAGUGCCCUCUGAUUGGACCGCAGUUGAACCAAUCAGGGGAAGUUAGCUGUCAUUAUGAAUCAGUGAAAGCCUUUUAUUUUUAGUCAUUUAACCUAUUGCAUUUGAGAAGAUUGUGACAUUGUGCAGGACUCAUUUCAAUCAUCGUCUGUCUUGUCAAGGGUGUUGAUCAACAUUUAGAUCAGAGCUGACCAAUCAGGGGACAGAAUGUGUUUGCUGACUUGUACAAAGCCAACGAAUACACUUACAGGAAUAUUUAGGAUCAAAAGCUGGAUUGAGGGGAGGGAGGGAAAGAAAAAAUAACGUGUACUGUAUAGUUCAGUGUGAGUGAACAUGGUUGUGAAUGUGUAUGCGUGUGUGUUUGAGCAUUGGUAAUAAACUCUUUAUAAAUCAGU
Sinocyclocheilus grahami is the source of this 5618-nucleotide messenger RNA. RefSeq names its product zinc finger DHHC-type palmitoyltransferase 5a (gene zdhhc5a). NCBI's taxonomy places the organism in Eukaryota, Metazoa, Chordata, Actinopteri, Cypriniformes, Cyprinidae. Gene Ontology annotation, molecular function: palmitoyltransferase activity. The coding region runs from base 1880 to 4183 and encodes 767 amino acids. The transcript is spliced from 12 exons. The record is from RefSeq and is a predicted model, not a curated record. Gene Ontology annotation, biological process: protein palmitoylation.